This is a messenger RNA of Saxophila tyrrhenica, 1143 nucleotides long. RefSeq names its product RNA export factor gle2 (gene GLE2). The transcript has 2 exons. The coding region runs from base 1 to 1143 and encodes 380 amino acids. Gene Ontology annotation, biological process: transcription-dependent tethering of RNA polymerase II gene DNA at nuclear periphery; RNA export from nucleus. Gene Ontology annotation, molecular function: ubiquitin binding; RNA binding. Lineage: Eukaryota; Fungi; Ascomycota; Dothideomycetes; Mycosphaerellales; Extremaceae. Gene Ontology annotation, cellular component: nuclear pore. The record is from RefSeq and is a predicted model, not a curated record.
AUGUCCAACAGGAGCCUCCUAAUCCCCAGCGCGAAGCGAAGAGCCCCGACAGCCGACAUGUCACUGUUCGGCGGGCAACAGCAGUCGUCGGCAGCACCGGGCAAUCCGACUCAGGGCGACUUGAGCAAAGACAUACCCGUCGCGAGCCCACCUGACGACAGCAUCUCCGGUAUCAGCUUCAGCCCAACGAGUGAGCACUUUGCAGCCAGUAGCUGGGACAAGAAAGUGCGGAUAUGGGAGGUCGACGGCAGCGGACAGACGCAGGGCAGGGCCAUGAUGGAGUUUGAAGGGCCGGUGUUGGACUGUUGUUGGAGCAAGGAUGGCGGAAAGGUCUUUGGAGCGGGGGCUGACAAGUCUGCUCGAAUGCUGGACAUCGCAUCCGGCUCGACGCAACCACAGCAAGUCGCUGCCCACGACCAGCCGGUGCGCUGCGUUGAAAGCAUUACAGUCAAUGGCAGCCCUAUGCUCAUCACUGGUGGAUGGGACAAAAUGGUCAAGUACUGGGAUCUCCGUCAGCAACAACCAGCCGCUUCCAUCGAGUGCAAGGAACGCAUCUACUCGAUGGACGUCCGAGGAAACGAGAUGCUUGUCGUCGGCACAGCAGAGCGCUGGAUCCAAGUCAUCGAUCUCAAGAAUCCUGGCACCUUCUACAAAGCCAUCCAGUCGCCUCUCAAAUUUCAGACGCGCGUCGUGAGCACCUUCACCGACGGCACAGGUUACGCGGUGGGAAGUAUCGAAGGUCGCUGCGCAAUCCAAUACGUGGACGACAAGGACCAAGCCAACAACUUCAGCUUCAAGUGCCACCGGCAACAAAGCACCGCCGAUCGCAACACCAGCAAUGUGUUCUCGGUGAAUGCCAUCAGUUUCCAUCCUCAGCACGGCACCUUCUCGACCGCUGGAGCUGAUGGGACGUUCCAUUUCUGGGACAAGGACGCGAAGCACCGAUUGAAGGGAUAUCCAGAGGUUGGCGGUUCAAUUAGCGCGACGGACUUCUCGAGAAAUGGCAACAUCUUCGCGUACGCUGUGAGCUACGACUGGAGCAAGGGGUACAGUGGCAACUCGCAGCAGUAUCCAAACAAGAUCAUGCUCCAUCCCGUGCAAGCAGACGAGUGCAAGCCGAGACCGAAGGCUGGAAAGCGAUAG